Messenger RNA from Blastocystis hominis, 741 nucleotides. RefSeq lists its product as hypothetical. Gene Ontology annotation, biological process: regulation of autophagosome maturation; endosome to lysosome transport; endosomal transport. Gene Ontology annotation, cellular component: late endosome; endolysosome membrane. The record is from RefSeq and is a predicted model, not a curated record. The transcript is spliced from 4 exons. Lineage: Eukaryota; Bigyra; Opalinata; Blastocystidae. The coding region runs from base 1 to 741 and encodes 246 amino acids.
AUGCUUCACGAUAUUAUUAGUAUUAUCAAGCAAAACCGCAGUAACAAAAUUAAGAUCCAGAUCAUACAAACAAUUUCCAUCCUCAUUCAGAACAUCAAAAACCGCACAUCUUUAUUUUUCAUCUUGUCAAACAACCACAUCAACGAUUUGAUCACUACACCCUUGGAUUUCAUGGAUGAAGAUGUCGUGUCUCAGUAUAUUUCGUUUUUGAAGCUUCUGUCCAUGAAUCUCACUCCAGAUACUGUACAAUUCUUCUAUAAUUAUACGCAAUCUGCCGAUCCAUUCCCCUUAUUCUCUAUCUGCAGCAAGUUCUAUGACAAUCCCGAGCCCAUGGUUCGCAUUGCCAUUCGAACCAUCACAUUGAAUUGUUUGAAAGGUACCCCCUUUAAAAUGUUCCCAGCUCAUCCUCCUAGUGAACGACAAGAACAUCGUGAAGUACAUGGGCCAGCCGAGCACACUGAAGUACUUCAAGAAGCUGGUCUACUACGUGAUUUCGUUAGUUGUAACCAUGAACAGCAUGGUGGAAUCGAACAGCUUUGCUCGUGUUGGAGAGAUGACCAACAACAUCAUCGACCAGCUUUUAUUCCUGCAGGACGUGCUCAAUAUUCAGGUGCCUUGCGUGAACGAGUAUUUGAAGGACGUGCUGGUGAAGGAGUUCUUUAUUCGCUACUGCUACGAAGUGAUUCAGCACGAAACGAGCACGGUGGAAAGAGGGGGAGAGGGAUGAGGCGUAGCCGUUGA